Molecule: messenger RNA, 1100 nt
Organism: Oldenlandia corymbosa var. corymbosa
Lineage: Eukaryota; Viridiplantae; Streptophyta; Magnoliopsida; Gentianales; Rubiaceae
Source: the annotation of a GenBank genome assembly
CCAAAUCACUGAUUAAUUCUACCAUUUUAUUCCUGGCUCAUCCUAACUCCCCUCCACCUUCAAAACAACCAUGAAGGUGAUUAGGCUAGUUCUCAUGCUGGCCAUAGCCAUGGCCAUAUCCAUAGUCCUAAUCACUGUUCCAAAGGGCACCCAAGCUGCCCAAAAACAACCCCUUUUGGAGAACAACAUCUCCACAGAAUUCGUUGAAGAAUCAGAAAACGUGUUUACCAGCAUCCCAACAAAAAGGAUCAGCCGUUUUCUUGCAGCUCAUGAUCAGAAGGAUCCACCUAAGAUCCCAAAAGAGCACACUUCCGGUUAUCAUAAUGGGAUGAAAAGGCCCCCUAAAGAACAUACUUCUGGUUAUCAUAAUGGAAUGAAGAGGCCCCCAAAAGAACAUUCAUCUGGUCAUCAUGACGGGAAGAAGCAGCCAAAAGAACAUACAUCUGGUCAUCAUGAGAAGAAGACGAAGCCACCGAAAGAACAUGGGAGAUCCGAUCAUUGCAAGAAAGAUCACGACAUUUGUGGCUUGGUAUUGCCUGAUGCAGAAAAUGCUACUUGUUGCAACAACAAAUGCGUGGAUAUUCAUUACAGCUCCAACAAUUGCGGAGCUUGUAAGAACAAGUGUUUGCAGCCCUUUGAGUCUUGCUGCAGAGGGAAAUGUGUCAAUCUGUCUAUGGAUAAGAGACACUGUGGAGCUUGCAACCAUCGGUGCAUGCCUGGUGGAUUCUGUUUCUACGGUGAAUGUGAUUACGCUUGAUUAAUUCGGAUUCGAAACGGAUCGGUUUUGUGUCGUUCGUGUUUUGGGACGUUGAUGAUCAAUUAUUAUUUACUACUAUUAAGGUUUGUUUAUUUUUAUUAUUCGUGACAAAUAAAAUAGACCAUAUUCCUGGAUUUGGUCCCUUUCCCUCACUCAAAGUAUACUAUAAAGUACGUGCGUAUCUAGGUUCAGAGUCUUGAUAUUUAUAUACAAUAAUCAAUAAUGUACUUCUCGAGUAAAAUGCUCAAGGACGAUUCAUUUGAAAUAUUUAUACGGUUGUAAGUGUGAUAAGAUAUGUUUGGUUAUACCAUUGUCCCUGUUUUGUUAUAUAAGAGGCAGACAU